UCGGGCACCUCGUGGGGCUGGCCGGUCCCCGCAGCAGCUGCGCCCCAACUUACCGUCUGGUCGCGCCGAGGAGCGGAAUUAAUGGAGAGCAGACAAGAUAUUACAAACCAAGAAGAACUUUGGACAGUGAAGCCUAGGAGAAAUCCAGAAGAAGAUGAUUACUUGGAUAAGGACUCGGGAGAGACCAGCAUGCUGAAAAGAACUGUGUUUUCACACAUGCACCAAACAACCCACUUUGAUGGAUUUGACUGCCCCUCUGAGCUUCAGCACAAACAAGAACUCUUUCCAAUGUGGCGCUGGCCAAUUAAAAUUGCUGCUGUCAUAUCAUCUCUGACUUUCCUUUACACUCUCCUGAGGGAAAUAAUUCACCCUUUUGUAACUUCCCACCAACAGUAUUUUUAUAAAAUUCCAAUCCUGGUCAUCAACAAAGUCUUGCCAAUGGUGUCCAUCACCCUCUUGGCACUAGUCUAUUUGCCGGGGGUGAUCGCAGGCAUUGUACAGCUUCAUAACGGAACCAAAUAUAAGAAAUUUCCACAUUGGUUGGAUAGAUGGAUGUUAACAAGAAAACAGUUGGGGCUUCUCAGUUUCUUUUUUGCUGUGCUGCAUGCAAUUUAUAGUCUGUCCUAUCCAAUGAGGCGAUCCUACAGAUACAAGUUGCUCAACUGGGCAUAUCAACAGGUCCAACAAAACAAAGAAGAUGCCUGGAUUGAGCAUGAUGUUUGGAGAAUGGAAAUGUAUGUGUCUCUGGGAAUUGUGGCACUUGGGAUACUGGCUCUGUUGGCUGUGACAUCCAUUCCAUCUGUGAGCGAUUCUUUGACAUGGAGAGAAUUUCACUAUAUUCAGAGCAAGCUAGGAAUUGUUUCCCUUCUUCUGGGCACAAUACAUGCAUUGAUUUUUGCCUGGAAUAAAUGGGUAGAUAUAAAACAAUUUGUGUGGUACACACCUCCGACUUUUAUGAUAGCUGUCUUCCUUCCGAUUGUUGUCCUGUUCUGCAAAGCCCUACUGUGCCUGCCGUGCUUGAGGAAGAAGAUACUGAAGAUUAGACAUGGUUGGGAAGAUGUCACCAAAAUUAAUAAAACUGACAUAUCUUCCCAGUUGUAGAAUCACCGUUUACACACAUUUUUGUUCAAUUGAUAUAUUUCACCAUAAAUGUUUCAGAUUUGUAUUUGUUUAAUAAAGUGACCACUUGAGGGUCUUAAUGUAUCUCUUUGUUGAUGAAUCCUGAGUUAGAAGUAUGUGUAGUUCUCUGUAGAUUUGAUUCAAAGCAAUAAAUAAAGCAAUCUUGAGCACAUUCUCUAUGUUCAAUAGAACUAAGCAUAACAAAACAAUCACAUCUGAUUUGUCAGACUGUACAGCAUUAUAAAUAAUAAAAGGCCUUGCAGUCCCAAUCCCUACAACUCAUCAAAAGAUAUCGUGAGCCAUGAAAAAAUAUAUUAUCUGAAUCUACCAUGCAAGUAUAUCCAGUAUUUAUGAUUGUUGUUAAAGAUGGGUUUCAUUUUCCUGUAACUGGGUGUUAUUCAUGAAACACCGAUUGCAAGAAACACACAGGUUGUGUCUACACAAGUAAAGCAACAGAAUAACAUCAGAUAUAUCUCCAGGCAAAAUAAAACUCAAGCUUUCCAGGAGAAAAAGUAAAUUCACUUUUCUCUAUAUGAGUUACAUAAACUCAGUUGAACUUAGUACACCGGUGAAAGCAUACCUUGAACCGGUUCUUCAAAGAGCAAAGUAUACAUCGGCUGUCAGGACUCGCUAACCCAACAGACUACACUUCAGAGGUUUUUUUAUAAUGAGAAAAGCUAACUACGAACAAUAUCUUUUAUAUAGGUAAACCAUUUAUUAUGAUUUAGAAU
Messenger RNA from Mirounga angustirostris (Northern elephant seal), 1850 nucleotides. It is a transcript of the gene STEAP1, whose product is annotated as STEAP family member 1. NCBI's taxonomy places the organism in Eukaryota, Metazoa, Chordata, Mammalia, Carnivora, Phocidae. The transcript is spliced from 5 exons. Bases 82 to 1101 code for a protein of 339 amino acids. The record is from RefSeq and is a predicted model, not a curated record. Gene Ontology annotation, cellular component: plasma membrane; endosome.